AUGCGCACUUUGAGAGACUGGUGGUACGGGUCUGGUGACACACCAGAUACUACUGGGACUCCUUCCCCAGAAGAGCUUCCUCCGCUUCGAAACCGUCUUUCAUUGAAACGGAGAUUGCAAGAUGGAUUGGAAAACUCAGAUUCAGAUGGUCAGGUAACAGAUAAUCAAAAUGAUGUUCCCAGGAAGAGAAGCUCGCUGAGUAUUAGGAGACUUUUUCACCGACAUCACAACGACAUUGCGGAAAGCUCGCCCAACGAAAAUAACACAGAGGUAUCUCUGAACUUUUACAGGGAUGAUUCGUUCAUUGCCGAAUGCAUUGCCCAUGGCCAGUCUCUUAAAUACUCCGAGACUCCAUCCAAAGCAGUUUGGACCCCUGACUUGUCGGAAAACCUGGUUGAGAUGGCAGCAACUGCAGGCGAGGCUGAAACUCAACCCUUCCAAGAAGUAUCAGUUGGUAACUUUACUUCAGCAAUGACUUUCCGGCGUCAAUUAUUCCAAAACUUAUUUACUCCAAAGCGCCAAGAUCACACAUUACCCUUUAUUUGGAAUUUGUGGAAGGAUGAUUACAAACUCUCCUCGACAAGGUUUGGCCAACAUGUACACAAAGUGACCAGAGAUGAUGAAAUAGGUCCUAUCAUCACGUAUCAGCACAUCUCUGACCUCCGGGACAAAUUCAGCGAAGCCAUAAGGGCCGGUACAGAGGGAAGAUUUCAUGUGUUUAGAAACGGUGUAAAACCGAGUGUGAAAUCUUCAGUUUUUGAUGGCGGAGGAAUCCUUACGUUUAGAAUCAAGAAAAAGCACAGGCUGGAGUGUUGGCCCAAGUUCUUCGAGACAUUCACCUCCGAUGCACUGAUCAACCCUCAGACUAGCUACGGUCCAAUAAUGGGAUUUACAUGGUACAACAAAGGUCACAGAAGCUAUAUUCUUUUAGAUUUGUGGUUCACAAGUGCAAGCAUAGGUGAAGUGGUGGGAUCAGGAGAUAUGGUUGGAUGGGCAAGCAGGGCCUUGAUCAUGCAUUUGCCGCGCAACAGUAUCAAAGACCCGAUAUUCUUGGUAAGAAUCAGUACACUUUCAAUCAAGAGUUUUUUGAAUUGUCUACUAACAAACCGAAAGCAUUUGGAUUCAAACAAAAACGUUCGCCUAAACUUCGUGUCUGACAAAGAUUUGUCGGUUACCCAAACCAUGCAGGAGAUGCUGAUAGCACCUGACUUUUUUCCAGAAGGUCAGGUUUCGGCCCAAAGAGAGAUCUGA
Molecule: messenger RNA, 1251 nt
Organism: Kuraishia capsulata CBS 1993
Lineage: Eukaryota; Fungi; Ascomycota; Pichiomycetes; Pichiales; Pichiaceae
Exons: 3
Coding region: 1-1251 (416 amino acids)
Source: RefSeq, a predicted model, not a curated record